UCUUAUGAAAAGGUGGAAGUUUGUGGAAUGCGUACACUGUGGUGGUGCCCCGCUGAUGGUGACUUACCUCUCCGCAGCAUGCAUCCACACGUGCUGACGGGACUGCUGCUGCUGAUGGCGGCCUCCUGCAUGGCCAUCCCGGUGCCUUUGGAAGGUGAAUACGACCUCAACUAUGUACUGAGCAACCUGACGUCGCUGUGGGAGAAGGUGGAGAGGGUGCAGCAUGACGUGGCGGACCAUCGACACGGCGACCCUCCCCACGACCAGGUGACCCAGGAGGUGGACAAGCUGCAACACGAGAUGCUGGUGCACGCCUACCAACGCCCACACGAGGGCCACAACGACCACCACAACUCUCAGGCACUCCAACAUCUGGAGCACUUCCACGAGCACCACCACGACGACCACAACCACCAUGGUGGCGACGACCACCACGGCCACGACCACGGCCACGACCACGGCCACGACGACCACCACGAUGACCACCACCACCACCAUGGCGACGACCACCACGACCACGGCCACGACGACCACCACGAUGACCACCACGAUGACCACCACCACCACCAUGGCGACGACCAUCACGACCACGGUCACGACGACCACCACGACGACCACCACCACCACGAUGGCGACGAUCACUACGGCCACGACCACGAUCACGACCACGGCCACAACGACCACCACCACCACGAAGGCGACGACCACCACGGCCACGACCACGGCCACGAUCACGGCCACGACGACCACCACGAUGACCACCACCACGACGAUGGCCAUCUCGACCAUCACCACCACGAUGGAGGGCAUGAGCACGACCAUCACCACCACGGCGGAGACCACGACCACUCGGCAGACACUCACGAACAUGAGGGACACGACCACAGCAAAGACAACCACCGACACGACGAUGACUCAGACAACGAAGGCGAGGCACACGACCACUCUGGAGACACCCACGCCCAUGAAGGGCACGACCACAGUCACGAUGACCACCACCAUGGCGGCCACGACGACCACCACCACCACGACCACCACCACCAUGGAGGCCACGACGACCACCACCAUGGCGGCCACGACGACCACCACCAUGGUAGCCACGACGACCACCACCAUGGCGAUCACGACGACCACCACCACCACGACGAGCACUACCAUGGCGACCACGACGACCACCACCACCACCAUGACGACCACAGCCAUGGCCAAGGACACGACCACUCUGGCGAUACCCACAACCACGAGGGACACGACCACAGCCAGGACUCCCACCAGCACGAAGACAGCCACCACCAUGAACACGACCACUCUGGCGACACCCACGACCACGAGGGACACGACCACAGGCAGGACCAUAGUGAACAUGGCGAAGGGCACGAUCACUCAGACGACACCCACGACCAUGAGGGGCACGACCACAGCCAGGACUCCCACCAGCACGACGACAGCCACCACCAUGAACACGACCACUCUGGCGACGCCCACGACCACGAGGGACACGACCACAGGCAGGACCACAGUGAGCAUGGCGAAGGGCACGACCACUCAGACGACACCCACGACCAUGAAGGGCACGACCACAGUCAGGAUUCCCACCAACACGAAGAGGGACACGACCACAGCCACGACCACGACCACCACCACCAUGACGACCACCACCACCACGACGAGCACCAACAUGGCGGCCACGACGACCACCACCACCAUGACGACCACCACCACCACGACGACCACCACCACCACGACGACCACCACCAUGGCGGCCACGACGACCACCACCACCAUGACGACCACCACCACCACGACGACCACCACCACCACGACGACCACCACCAUGGCGGCCACGACGACCACCACCACCAUGACGACCACCACCACCACGACGACCACCACCACCACGACGACCACCACCACCACGACGACCACCACCACCAUGACGACCACAACCAUGGCCAAGGACACGACCACUCUGGCGAUAACCACAACCACGAGGGACACGACCACAGCCAGGACUCCCACCAGCACGACGACAGCCACCACCAUGAACACGACCACUCUGGCGACACCCACGACCACGAGGGACACGACCACAGGCAGGACCACAGUGAGCAUGGCGAAGGGCACGACCACUCAGACGACACCCACGACCAUGAGGGGCACGACCACAGCCAGGACUCCCACCAGCACGACGACAGCCACCACCAUGAACACGACCACUCUGGCGACACCCACGACCACGAGGGACACGACCACAGGCAGGACCACAGUGAGCAUGGCGAAGGGCACGACCACUCAGACGACACCCACGACCAUGAAGGGCACGACCACAGUCAGGAUUCCCACCAACACGAAGAGGGACACGACCACAGCCACGACCACGACCACCACCACCAUGACGACCAUCACCACCACGACGAGCACCAACAUGGCGGCCACGACGACCACCACCACCAUGACGACCACCACCACCACGACGACCACCACCACCACGACGACCACCACCAUGGCGGCCACGACGACCACCACCACCAUGACGACCACCACCACCACGAGGACCACCACCACCACGACGACCACCACCACCAUGACGACCACAACCAUGGCCAAGGACACGACCACUCUGGCGAUAACCACAACCACGAGGGACACGACCACAGCGAGGACUCCCACCAGCACGACGAGAGCCACCACCAUGAACACGACCACUCUGGCGACACCCACGACCACGAGGGACACGACCACAGGCAGGACCACAGUGAGCAUGGCGAAGGGCACGACCACUCAGACGACACCCACGACCAUGAGGGGCACGACCACAGCCAGGACUCUCACCAACACGACGACAGCCACCACCAUGAACACGACCACUCUGGCGACGCCCACGACCACGAGGGACACGACCACAGGCAGGACCACAGUGAGCAUGGCGAAGGGCACGACCACUCAGACGACACCCACGACCAUGAGGGGCACGACCACAGCCAGGACUCCCACCAGCAUGACGACAGCCACCACCAUGAACACGACCACUCUGACGACACCCACGACCACGAGGGACACGACCACAGGCAGGACCACAGUGAACAUGGCGAAGGGCACGACCACUCAGACGACACCCACGACCAUAAGGGGCACGACCACAGUCAGGACGCCCACCAACACGACGACGGCCACCACGACCAUGACGACCACCACCAUCACCAUCAUGAGCAGGACGCCCAUGACAGACACGGCCUCCACGACCUCGAAGACCAAUCCAAAUUAGAAGAAGCUCCUUCCCCCGCCAGUUGAUCAGUGUACGCGCAACCCAAACACAAAGUAGAUAACUAAGAUAAAUAAACUAAGAUAAAUAAGUAAAUAAAUGAAAAUCCUCGCUUAUUCAUCCCGCAGCGCCAGACGCGAGAAGAUAAAAUGAAUAGCAUGAGUAAUAUAGGCAAAUGAAUAUAUAAAUAAAGAAGCAAAGUUACUCUUUCAA
This is a messenger RNA of Scylla paramamosain (green mud crab), 3475 nucleotides long. Its product is annotated as sarcoplasmic reticulum histidine-rich calcium-binding protein-like. The transcript has 4 exons. The record is from RefSeq and is a predicted model, not a curated record. Lineage: Eukaryota; Metazoa; Arthropoda; Malacostraca; Decapoda; Portunidae. The coding region runs from base 28 to 3291 and encodes 1087 amino acids.